AUGUCGAAACCCAUGGAUCCACCCGCUGCACCUCCUCCGUAUUCCGAAUCAGCUCCCCCUUACCCCGCUACUGCACCCCCUGGUUACCCACCAGCCUCUGGCUAUCCUCCAGCUUCUGGCUAUCCCCCAGGUCCUGAAUAUCUAUCGGGUCCUGGCUAUCCCCCGGGUCCUGGAUACUCUCCUGCUGGCCAACCAUACCCUCCUCAGGGCACCGUGGUGUACGCUGUCCAGAAUCUGGGACCCGGCCCAUCGCUGUUCUUCUGCCCCACCUGCCAACAACAAGUGACCACCAACAUCACCUACGAGUCUGGGCUUCUGACGUGGAUUUUAGUAGCGUUGAUCUGCUUCUUCGGUGGCUUUUUCGGAUGUUGUCUGAUUCCGUUGUGUUGCGACUGCGACAAGGACGUUGUGCACAGUUGUCCGCGAUGCAAACGAACCCUCGGCACCUACAGCCGCAUGUGA
Mesocestoides corti is the source of this 462-nucleotide messenger RNA. NCBI's taxonomy places the organism in Eukaryota, Metazoa, Platyhelminthes, Cestoda, Cyclophyllidea, Mesocestoididae. The record is from the annotation of a GenBank genome assembly.